This is a messenger RNA of Adineta steineri, 441 nucleotides long. The record is from the annotation of a GenBank genome assembly. NCBI's taxonomy places the organism in Eukaryota, Metazoa, Rotifera, Eurotatoria, Adinetida, Adinetidae.
AUGUCAGACCAAGCAGGAUCAACUGAUACAUCUGCCUCAUCUGAUCUUAAAGCUGGCCAUGCUCCAGCUACUAAAGUCGGUGGUAUGCGUGUUGGUGCACCUCGACCAAGACAUACAUCACAUGGUGAAGAGAAAGAAGCUGGUGAUAAUGUAGAAGGUGGUCAAGAAACUUCAGGCGAUAAAGCUGCAAGUGGUGCUAAUGAAGGACAAAGUGCUGGUGCUGCCACUGGUGAAGGUGCUGAUGAUGAAGAAGCUUCCGCAGCUGUUGCUAACCGUGCAGCUGGUGAAAUGGUUUCAGGAACAUUUGUACCAAUUCAAAAGGCCUUUCCAGCUGAAGCUGUAAAACAUAUUCAUGAUAAACCUGGUACACACCCUAAACAUGAAUUUCAUGCCAAUCCUAGAAAUGAAGCUCAACAAUAUAUUAAUCAACCACGCAAAUAG